ACUAGAACAAGCUAACCAGCUCCCUUUUGGCUACCUAUACUUGAAUAAAAAUAGUUAGUAUAUAGUUCUGGCCUGCUGAGAACGACAUGGACCGAUAACCGUUGGCUAUAUACUUAGGAAACUUGCUCACCGCUAGCUGCUACACAGAUUAGUAGAAUAUUGUUAAAAAGACUUCUUUGAGGCGACAGUCGCCGAUGUUGCUUGGGCUGCAACUUUUGCAAAUUCGUCAGUGAAUAUAUUCGGAAUAAUAAGUGGCAUCCUCAUUAACAGAUGCGACGUUUCUAAAGUAAUGUUUGCAGGCGGAAUUUUCUCGUUUUGUGGAAUGUUUGGCAUGGUAUUUGCAACUGAUGUACUACAAUUGACUAUAUUCAUUGGAGUAGUGAUGGGUUUUGGGCAAUGUUUGGUUUUUAACUCAGUUAUCUCAUCUAUCAGCUAUAUUUUUGGCUCUGAAAAGUUUGGCUUAUAUCUUGGAAUUUCAUUGUGCGGCAUCUCAUUUGGAACGAUGGUGUUUUCAAUAUUUACUGAGGUGUUGAUACAAUCCUAUGGAUUACACGGAGCUUACCUUUUUCUUGCCGGGCUGAUGUUAAAUCAAUGCGUUGCGGCUGUAUUUAUUCAUUACCAAUGGAAAAAGAAGCAACUUCAUAGAAGCAGUAGUGAGAUCCAUUUACUGGAGGAACAAGUCAAAGAAGUAGAAGUGAACCUAAAUGGUUCAUCAAUACUUAGGAAACUUUCUUCAGUGACAAAAUUUAGAGAAUUAAAAGCAAUCCCUGGAAUGUUUAUAUUCAUUGUUGUUUUUGCAAUGUUUGAAGGAACAUAUCAAGCCAGAAUGCCAUAUAUUGUACCAAAGGCAAUUGACAAUGGUAUUGAUCCAAUGGCAGCUGCAACCGGGUUUUCCAUCUUUGGAGCUAGUGGAAUAGUUGGCAGACUUUUCCAGAUACUCGUUAAUGCUAUCACAAACUGUAAUGCAAUGUCAAUCUUUUUCUUCGCCUUAUGCUUGAACUGCGUCAGCAAUCUCCUCUUGUCAUUGACAGCGCAGUACAGUUGGUAUAUACUUGCUCUAAUUUUUGAUGGAGUUUCUUACGGACUUCUUUUGCCAUAUACAAUUGCAAUUAUAAAGCAGUUAUCUGGACAUAGAUUAUUAGCUGUUGCAAGUGGUUGGGGCUUUACUUUUAUUGGAGUGAUGUCAGUCAUAUGGGGAGUUUUAUACGGCUGGUUUUACUACAUUUUUGGCUCUUACCAAGAAGUGUUUUUAUUGUGCUUCGUGAUGGAAUGUAUCUCAAUCAAGCUCAUCUUAAUAUCAAGACCAUUGCGGAAGAUGAUCCAGUGUCGCCCGACAUUUCGUGAUACAAAUUUUGAAUAACUGACUCGUAGGCCUACAGUGUGUUGUAAAUUUUGAAAUUUAAACAAAUAGAUUAGGCCUACACAAUUGACAAUUUUUCCUCUCACAUAAAUUAAUUCAUUUUUAGAGAGGGAGUGAAUUAUUGUUUUGUAUAUUACUUUCAAACUGGGAAUAAAAAAAAAGAUUCUCUCUUUCUUUAGGAUGACAUAUAGCAAUUUUCGAGGUUGUUAUCCAACAAGAACCAAAAGAACUCAUUCAUUCCCACUGCUAAUCAGAUCGAUGAGUAAAGACUAAAUCUAGCAGCUACAAACGAACAUUGUUUAAAUAUUUAUCAGAAUAAUUAUUUCGUCAUCAGCAAAUUAUGCACGAAUAAUAUAUAGGCCUACGGUUCCAUCUGCAUGCGCAUACUGUUCCACCUCACGCUCGCAGUCACAGCUCUAGGUCAGCAGUGUACAGUUUUUUUCAUAAUGAAGUUGAAGACAAUUUUGGCAGGUUUAGCAGUAUUAGAUGAGCAAAUGAUUAUAUUAAAACGCAUGAGGA
Molecule: messenger RNA, 1879 nt
Organism: Anneissia japonica
Lineage: Eukaryota; Metazoa; Echinodermata; Crinoidea; Comatulida; Comatulidae
Exons: 6
Coding region: 290-1360 (356 amino acids)
Biological process (GO): monocarboxylic acid transport; transmembrane transport
Molecular function (GO): monocarboxylic acid transmembrane transporter activity
Source: RefSeq, a predicted model, not a curated record